AUGUGGCAGUGGAAUCAAGCAGCAACAAGAAUUUCAGUCACACUGUCAAUCCCAAAAUGUAUUUUGCUUUUAGUACUUACAUGUGACAGUAAUGGUCAGACCAUUAAGCCAAUCAGAGAGGAGGUAUAUGCUCCAGCAGGUAGCAAUAUUACACUUUCAUGCACCUACUCAUCUGCAGUCUCUCUUCAAUGGUAUCUCCAGGACCCUGGAUCACCUCCUCAGUAUAUCCUGCUUAUCCUGCAUGGUGUUGGGUCUCCAUCACGGGCUCCAGGUCUGGAUCCUCGACUGUCAGUCAAACUGAAUGAUGAGAAGAACCGUGUGGAUCUGGAGAUCUCCUCUGCUAAAGAGAAAGACUCUGCUAUGUACUACUGUGCACUGACGCCCACCGUGAAAGGUGAUACUUUAGAGGAUGAUAUUACUCCAACCAGUCCUGAGGAGUAUUAUUUAGAGGGUAGCAGAGUUAAGAUCUCCUGUAACUAUACAGUAAAAUCAGAUAUUCUGCUGUGGUACAGACAGUACUCUGGAUCAGCACCCCAAUUCCUCCUCUACACUACAGUCACCUCAAAGCCCUCUGUAAUAAGAGCUAAACCUGAUGACCCUCGACAGUAUGUUAAUCUGAAUAAAGAGAGAACCUGUGUGGACCUGGAUAUCUUCUCUGCUGUAGUGACAGACUCUGCUCUGUACUUCUGCGCCCUGAAGCUCCACUGA
Salvelinus namaycush (lake trout) is the source of this 708-nucleotide messenger RNA. RefSeq lists its product as uncharacterized. The record is from RefSeq and is a predicted model, not a curated record. NCBI's taxonomy places the organism in Eukaryota, Metazoa, Chordata, Actinopteri, Salmoniformes, Salmonidae. The transcript is spliced from 4 exons. Bases 1 to 708 code for a protein of 235 amino acids.